Molecule: messenger RNA, 2094 nt
Organism: Neurospora tetrasperma FGSC 2508
Lineage: Eukaryota; Fungi; Ascomycota; Sordariomycetes; Sordariales; Sordariaceae
Exons: 2
Coding region: 67-1710 (547 amino acids)
Biological process (GO): UDP-N-acetylglucosamine biosynthetic process; carbohydrate metabolic process
Molecular function (GO): phosphoacetylglucosamine mutase activity; magnesium ion binding
Source: RefSeq, a predicted model, not a curated record
CAACUCCAAACCGCAGGACCAGCUGAGUAGAAACCAGACAACUACCCCCCCUCCGAAUUUCCUCCCAUGGCGCAUCACGACGAACGCAUCCUGGCUGCUGCCCAGAAGCAUGCCAUUGUUCCCUUGGAGAAGGGGCAGCUAUACAAGUAUGGCACUGCGGGGUUCCGCAUGAAGGCUGACCUGCUCGACGGCGUCACCUUCCGCGUCGGCUUGCUGGCGUCCCUGCGCAGCCGCAAGCUCAACUCCCAGACCAUCGGUGUCAUGAUCACCGCUAGUCACAACCCCGCCGUCGACAAUGGUGUCAAGAUCGUCGACCCCAUGGGCGAGAUGCUCGAGCAGGACUGGGAGCACCUUGCGACCAACCUCGUCAACGCUCCUACCCCGGAGGACCUUGUCCAAUACUACAACCAGCUUGCGACCGACCUCAAGAUCGACCUGAGUGCUCCCGCCAAGGUCAUCUAUGGACGCGACACGAGGCCAUCCGGUCACACUCUUGUCACCGCCCUUGCCGCCGCCCUGGAAGCUACCGAAACAGAGCAGGUCGACUACAAGAUCUUGACUACCCCUCAGCUGCACUACUUGGUCCGCGCUACCAACACCGAGGGCACCCCCACCUCCUACGGCGAAGUCAGCGAAGUCGGAUACUACAAGAAGAUGGCCGAUGCCUUUGUUCGCGCCUUGAAGGGCAGGAGAAUCAACGGCCCCUUGAUUGUCGAUUGCGCCAACGGUGUCGGAGGUCCCAAGCUCGCCGAGUUCCUCAAGCACGUUCCCCAGGACAAGGUCAAUUUUGAGGUCAAGAUCGUCAAUGACGACGUUCUGCGUCCCGAGGUCCUCAACCUCGAGUCCGGUGCCGAUUUCGUCAAGACCAAGCAACGCGCUCCCCCCAAGCCCGCGCCCCAGCCCGGCGUAAGGUCCUGCUCUCUUGAUGGCGAUGCCGACCGCUUGAUCUACUACUGGAUCGAUCCCGAUACCGGCUUCUUCAUGCUCGACGGUGACCGCAUCUCCUCUCUUGCUGCCUCCUUCAUCGGUGACCUUGUCGAGAGCGCCGGUCUCAAGGAUGAGCUCCGCAUUGGUGUUGUCCAGACCGCCUAUGCCAACGGUGCUAGCACCAACUACAUCCGUUCCCACCUUAAGCUGCCCGUCAUGUGCACUCCCACGGGCGUCAAGCACCUUCACCACGUCGCCCAGAGCUUCGAUAUCGGUGUCUACUUUGAGGCCAACGGCCACGGCACCGUUCUCUUCUCUCCUGAUGCUCUGAGAGCCUUCAAGACCACCGAGCCGCAGUCUCCCGCCCAGCAAGAUGCUCUCACCACCCUUGCCGCCCUCAGCGACCUGAUCAACCAGACCGUCGGUGACGCCAUCUCCGACAUGCUCCUCGUUGAGGUCAUCCUGGCGCACAAGAACUGGUCCCUCCGUGACUGGGCCAUGACCUACAACGAUCUUCCCAACAGGCUCGUCCGCGUUGUCGUUGGCAACAAGGAUCUCUUCCAGACCACUGAUGCCGAGCGUCGCCUGUCCCACCCCGAAGGUGCCCAGGAGCAGAUCGAUGCCGCCGUCAAAAAGUACAAGGAUGCCCGUGCCUUUGCCCGCGCCAGUGGUACCGAGAACGCCUGCCGUGUGUACGCCGAGGCCGCCACCAACAGUGAGGCCACGGAGCUCGCCAAGCAGGUUGCGCAGAUUAUUGAGCGAUUCGGCGGAAACAGCCAGUAGAGCGGGUAUGGUUUUAGUUCGAAUUCAGAUAGUGAUGAUUUUGCGGAGUAUUAUAUACGGCGUUUGUGGGUUAAUCGGAGCGGGCAAGAUCUUGAUGCAUUUCUUAAAAGGCGAAAAGAAGCCAUGAAUGGACGUUAUGAAACAGCCAAAGAGUUUUAUGAGCGGCGAGAGAUGGAACAACGCGCGGAAGAGCGUUCGAGGCGCCAGUUUCUGCGGACGCUUCCCGGGCAGACGCCUCUUAAUGAUUAUAAUGUCCAUCCUCAACCUGAUGCGCCGCUCGCUACUCCGUCGUCGUCGUCGUCGUCUAUGACUAGAUCUUCUUCUCAGCAUAAUGAUACUUCUAGUACUGACAGCCGCGGCAAUCAAGAUUCUGGUCGCACAUAU